This is a messenger RNA of Rhipicephalus sanguineus (brown dog tick), 1763 nucleotides long. RefSeq lists its product as uncharacterized. The transcript has 6 exons. Bases 187 to 867 code for a protein of 226 amino acids. The record is from RefSeq and is a predicted model, not a curated record. NCBI's taxonomy places the organism in Eukaryota, Metazoa, Arthropoda, Arachnida, Ixodida, Ixodidae.
AACGUCAGUCGAUGCGCAGGAGCAACGCGAUAAGGCUGCGUGCUAUCAGCUCGCGACCUUAUGAAAACGCCUCUCACGCCCCGCUACUCAUAACUCCAUCCAUAUCUAUAUAGAACGGUGACAUAUAAAGUAGUUCCCGAGUUCCAUAGCUGCUGCAGGCAACUACGCAUCUGGCGACCAGAGAGCAUGGAGUCAAGACGCACCUAUGCACGGAAAGAAACGGCAGUUGUCGUCACUGUGGCGUUCACGCUCAUCGCCUCCUUGUCUGCGGCUUCAGGGCAAGAGAUCGAUGGAUGCGAUCCGAGCUCGGCAAAGAAGUGCUAUUUGAAGUAUCGAUUUGCGAUAUGGUGGGGCACCCGGGACGGUGUGUAUGAUGAAGAGGAGUUCAAAAGAGGCUGCAGCCGCAUCAAAGCAAAGAUCCCAUGCCACGAAUACCUGGCCGAUUGCCCUGAACCGGUGAACGGCGACUACCAAAUCCAGGAGAGAGGUUACGAGGCAAUGAGCAACAUUGUUUGCGAUAGUAAGAUUCUCAAAGACUUUCACGUCGGAUACCAUUGGCUGGAUCAGAAGAAGAUGGACGAAUGCGCAAAAGCGAUGUCGCCGGCAGCGGAUCCACGGAAUCCUCGCGUGAUAGUUGACAAUGAAGACUACUGCCGCCUACGCAACAUCGAGAUUGCCUGCUUCGAGCAAGCAUUGAACUCGUCCUGCCCGCUACCGUUGAAGACGGCCAAGACAGCGCUGACCAGAGUUCUAGAUGCCAUAUCACAACUCGCAGGCUGCCCGUCAUCUGCACACGCUGCCAUGGCUUCUAAGGGAUUUAUUGUUCUCCUGGUUACUCCCGUUAUCCUGAGUUGGUUGAGAACGUGACCAGCCAACUGAAGAACAAAAAAAAUGAGCUAAAUUCAGCGUUGGCCACGCCGCAGGUUUUCAAUGGCUCCCUGAGUUUCACCAUCUUUCCAGGAAGCCUGAAACCCGUAGGCCGUGCUGUUGUAGAGAUUCGGGGUAAGACGCAUAGGUUUGAAGCAGUUUCAACACUUCGAUCUGUCAGAUUCGUUCGAGCGAACAAGGCAAGGAGGCUGUCAUUCAUCAUUCGUAUCACAGAUUAAAAAUACUAUCAAAUCACCGCCAUACAAAGGACUAGCAUGAUAUGGACUCGAAUAUGCACGUUCCAUGUGGGAUCCAUGGCCGGCUGAAGCUGUGCAGUGGCUUAUAUCACAACCAUUACGUUAUCAUUUGCACAUAACACGAUCAUAUAUUUUCUUUUUUCUUUCUCCCUUGCUGCCCUCUUCCUCUUAGGGCCUUUCAGUCCUCAAUCAUCUUCCCUAUACAGAGUAGCACGUAGACGCCUUCAUGCGCCGGCAGAGUUCUCUGUUCUUCAAUAAAGAGCUUUCUCUCUCUCUCUCUCUCCGUGACGAACAUGUUCGAUUCUGUUGAGAACCGUGUAAGCAGUUACAUUCUCUUCUAUCAUUACCGCAAGUCCAGCGUCUCAGCCAUGAAAUCAACCUUCGGUUUAUGUGGGCUUGCUUUGCGACGCAAGUGUGGUCUUCCAUAUCUCUUUGAUAACAUUUAUUCCACUAACUACAUAUUUAAGGAAAAACUUGUGCUUCGUCCGUUACGCAUACCUCGUCACGCACUGACCAUCAGUUGAAGUUCACAAGUGCUGCUAAGUCGCUAGAGUGCCUAACUCAAUUUUUACAUCCUGCGCACCAGACUGAAUGGACUGCCUCUAGCACUGCUAUCAUUAACAUUGCCAUCUUCAAAAA